This is a messenger RNA of Anopheles stephensi (Asian malaria mosquito), 927 nucleotides long. RefSeq names its product nucleolar protein 12-like. Gene Ontology annotation, cellular component: nucleus. The coding region runs from base 1 to 927 and encodes 308 amino acids. Gene Ontology annotation, biological process: mRNA processing. Lineage: Eukaryota; Metazoa; Arthropoda; Insecta; Diptera; Culicidae. Gene Ontology annotation, molecular function: RNA binding. The transcript has a single exon. The record is from RefSeq and is a predicted model, not a curated record.
AUGGCCGUAAAAAGCAAAUCUAAACAAUCAGCAAAAGCUGUGCCGGUCACGAAGAAAGCUGCAUUAAAGAAAAAGAACGCAAAGGUAGAGGAAGAGCAGGACGAUAUGCUGGACAGCGAGCUGGAAGAUGAGGACGAAAUGAUGGAGCUAGAGGACGAUGAAUCGAUCGCGCCGGAGGAUGACGAUUCCGACGACGACGAGGAGAUGGAAGCAGAGAAGCCCCCAAAAUCGGCCAAACAGUCGAAAAAGUCGCCGGUUAAAACGCCUGCCAAGGAGCCAAAGGAGAAGAAGCAGGCCCAGUCGCCGGCCGGAAAACAAACGAAUGGAACGAAAAAGACGGCCGAGCUCAACCUAAAACCGAAGGAAUCGCUCUCGGAACGGCUGCAGCGGACGAUUUGCGUGAAGCAUCUGAAAGCUACCCACACCGACACGGAUAUCGUAAAAUUCUUUGCCAGCGUGGGCCAAUGUACACUGGCGCGGCGUGUACUGGGCAAGGGUCUGGCGAUGGUCCUGCUGGACAGUGCUAAGCAGGUCGAGAAGGCACUAGCUCUGAAUGGAAAAACGCUAAACGGGCAUGCACUUAUCGUGGAACGUUCCAAGUUUGUCGGUCUGGAUGAGAAGCUCAAGGAGAAAAAGAAGCUUCGAACGAAGAAGCAAAAACUAGCGCGCCGGAAGAAAGCAAAGCAGGAAGGAGCUGCUGCGGAGAAACCGGCCCAGAAGGUAGUAACCGGCGAGGGACAGAAGAACAAAAACAAGAAGGGCAAGAAGGAGCCACAGUCGCCGAAACCGAAGCAGCAGCAAGAGGGCAAAAAGCAAAAGAAAGUAGUAGAUUCUCCGGCCCAAAAGAAUACACCAGCGAAGAAGCUGGCAGCAGCGAGCACGGAGAACGGUGGUGGUAAGAAAAAGAAGGACAAAAAAGCAAAAUAA